UGAGAUGAUUUAUUCACCACAGGUGAUUUAUUUCUAUAUCGGACAAGAUAGUGGAAUAGCACAAGAGUGUGGGUAUAAAGGAUAAAGAUUAUCUUAUAUUGUGAUCCCCUCGGAUUUAUUGUUGUAGUGGUUUUAUUCAUACAGGUAAACAAGGGGUUUUGAAGAUGGCGUGAGAGAACGAUAAAAAAAAGCAACCCAAGAGCUACCUCUUUUUUCCAUGUUUUGCCUUGAUCAUUUGAAACCCAUAUAACAAAUAUAACAGGGAAGAAUUUUAAUGUGGAGAAAACAUGUUUUACAAUGAACACCAGACUUGAUAUCAUAGCUGUGUUCUAUUAUCAUUAUUAUUAUAAAGCUUCUGAGAUGAAACAGAUUGUGCCUUAAAGCCCUUGUGUGAACCUGAUUGUGUCCAUAUGCAGGAGUGUGCAUCGGAGCAAUUUGAUCUGCCUACCCAGACAACAGAUAAACAAACCUAGCUUUGUUCACACAGCUGUAAAAAUUAUUUGAAAUAUUUUAAUACACUAGAGGAAAAUGUUAAUAUAUAUUUUAAUCAUCUGAUUAUUUGAAGGAAAAUAUUUACCAUUUUCGAAUUUCCUUGUCUUGGAUUACCAAAUUAGGUGCCAGCUUCCUGGAAUAAAUGUCAAAAGUAGAUGAAAAUGUGCAGAAUAUAAGAAAUAACAUGCCUCAGAAGAAAUUUUAUUGGUAUUGAGGAAGAUUGAUGAUCAUGUUUUUUAUGUUUUAAGCUCUUAUGAUAAAUUGAGAUGAACAAACUUGAAUGGGAGUAUUUUAGUGAAUUUUUUAUUGGUUUUGAAGAGAGGCUGCAUCUUUGAAGUGUACAUCUGUUAUUCUAUCAGUACAGAUCAGCAGAAUCCUAUAAAGUUCCUGGAUUUAUUCUUAAGUUUGUGAAGUUUUUAGUGAAGUUGAAACUGUGUUUAUUUUCAAUUCUUACUACUCUUUAUGAAACAAAACGGAAACCAUACAGUUCAGAUAAAGAAAGGCUAGUGUUUAAGUUAAUGAAGUUGUCACAUUGAACUUUAUUGCUUGUUAUUUUGGUAAGUUAAUCUCUAUCCUUUUGAAUGUGAAAAAGUUAAUUUCCUUUUAUGAGUUGUGUAGCGUGUCAAAUGAUUGGAUUGGAGUGUUAUUAUGUCGGAGGAAUUAAUCCCGCCAUUUACUGGCCCUAUGUCAAAAGAGACGGCUCAGUAUAGGGCAAAACAAGCAGUGGAAUAUUAUCAUAAGCAGUUAAAAGGGCAGGCUAAGCCAGAAUUACCGAAAAGACAAAAUCGUGAAAGGGAGGAAAAUGUAAAUGAUCAUCGUGAUAAAGUGAAUGGAUAUCGCGUUCAAUAUGAGCAUAACAAACAUGUAAAUGUUGAUGGUCGCCACAGUGCACAAACACAUUAUGAUCCACCACCAGAGCGAUUUGUGCGUGGUGGCCAGCGUGCGACUGUACAUGGAACAAAUUCUGGCCGACAGUGGCAACAAAAAUAUAGCAAUAAUCAUGUAGAAGUCCAAAACAAAAGUAACAAUGCAAGAAAUGUUGUACACCAUGAGCAUCGAUCAGGUUCUAAAAAGAGAUACAGUAGAGGGUUGCAUCGCAGUAAUAGCAACCUAGAAGAAAGUAUGGAUAACAUAAAUUUUGAAAAUUUAGACACUUCAAUGUCUUCUCGUAGAGAGUAUGGAAGUACUUCAUCAUUAGAUAUGAUGAAUGCAAGCACAAGUAGUGAUAGUUUCUUCCAGAUGUUAGAAAAUUUAAGACCUGAAAACACAGAUCAGAGGAGCCCGGCUCCUUCAAAAUUUAAGGAAGUUUUGAGAGGUUCUAAAGUGGAGGAGAAAAAUAAUAAUGUAUUUUUACGAAAUUUAGAAACUAUUGCCAAUGGCUCUGUAAUACAUAACCGUCCUAUGUCCGAUGAGGUUGAUGAAGGCGGUCAAAGUCCAAGAACUAAAGCAAAGUUUAAACAAAAGGAUAGAAAAUUAAGGUCUAAAUCUAUAACACCAGAUGUUGGUCCUGGUGUUUGGAAACGUUUUAGGGGUAAAAAUGAGACAGAAACAGGUAUAAAAUCUAGUGACUCAGUGCCUGAUAUUGAAGUUAAAGGGGAUGACCGAUUCCGGCGGAAAGCAUUUGUUCAUUAUGAUAGUCAAAGCAUUGGAUUUGAUGUUAACAAAGUAUUAAAAUCUAAACCUUCAUCCAUUACUUUUUCAAACAUAUCAACUGGGGCCUCAGCUGCAUCUGGUACGCGUGAAAGUUACGCUGGUGAAGCUGAUGACCCAGAUAUCAUUGCUAAUACCGAUGAUGGUGACGGUCGGAGCAAUGACCUUGUUCAUUCAUGUUCUUUUUUUCGCAAUGAAAUCGGUGGUGAGGAGGAGAGAAUAAUUGGAUUAACACAAAGUACUGCCAAUAAACUUGUGCAAAAUGUGAAAGAAAAGGUUAAGAAUCGAAGUGCAAUAUCAAUGAAUCGUUCGCCAGAAUGUUGUGGAGUGACUAUACUUGACUGUUCCCCAACUUCUGUCGGACAUAUCCUUCCACCUCACAUCAAAUACAAAUGUCAUGUCAUAGAAUAUGUAGAUACAGGUGCCUACUACUACAGACACUUCUUUAAUAGUCAAGACCAUCAGAAUUACUUUGGUGUAGACGACAAUCUUGGUCCAUUAGCUGUCAGUAUAAAACGUGAAAAGCUAGAAGAGCGAGAGAAUCAUCUUGGUAAAUGCGAGGCCGGGCUCUAUCAAUACAGAGUUAUUCUACGAACAAGCGAGCUGACCACUUUACGAGGAGCAGUUUUAGAAGAUGCUAUUCCAGCUUCAGGACGCCUCAGCAGCUCGCGUGGUGUACCAGUCAAAGACCUGCUUGAGUUUCUGGUACCCGAGGUUCAAGCCUCAUGUCUACGUCAAGCUACUGCUGGCCAGAAAACCUGUGAUCAGAUAAUGAAAGUUGAUGAACAAAGAAUUUUCAGCACUUAUAAAGUGGGCAUUUUAUAUUGCAAGGCAGGUCAAACAACUGAAGAAGAAAUGUAUAAUAAUGAACAUUCAAGUCCAGCAUUUGAAGAAUUUCUACAUUGUAUUGGUGAUAAGGUUAGAUUAAAAGGUUUUGAGAAAUACAGAGCUCAGCUUGACAAUAAAACGGAUUCCACGGGUACUCAUUCUAUUUAUACUACAUUCAACAACUCAGAAAUCAUGUUCCAUGUAUCCACCAUGCUUCCACAUACACCUAAAAAUCAUCAACAGUUAUUACGCAAGCGUCACAUUGGUAAUGAUAUUGUAACAAUAGUAUUUCAAGAGCCAGGUGCUCCACCCUUCACACCAAAGUCAGUGCGGUCACAGUUUCAACAUGUGUUCAUCAUUGUACGAGCCCAUAAUCCAUGUACAGAUAAAACUACAUACAGUAUUGCAGUCAGCAGAUCAAAAGAUGUGCCACCAUUUGGUCCCACUAUCCCAGAGAAUGCUAAAUUUUACAAGUCAAGAGAAUUUGCUGAAUUUCUUCUUGCUAAAGUUAUUAAUGGUGAGAAUGCAGCCCAUCAUUCAGAGAAGUUUGCUGCUAUGGCAUUACGUACAAGACAAGAAUACCUCAAAGAUUUAGCUACUAACUAUGUUACCAGUAACUCCCUCGAAUCUGCUUCCAAACUAAGUAAAUUUGUGAGUGGUAAGAAGAAAGAGAAGAACAGAGGAAAACUGAUACCAGAUAACUUUGCUCUUGGUGCUAUUGUCUGGCAUGUUGAGGUAGAGGAUAGUGGUAGAAGUACACCAUGUUAUCUCGGUAUAGCAGCAGAAACUAUAGUUGUAGUAGAAGAGGCUGGUAGAGAUGUGAUAUUUACCACACACUGUGGAUCUGUGAUAGGCUGGACCUCACAAUCUCUCAGUUUGAAGCUAUAUUACCAGCAAGGGGAAUGUUUAGCAUUGAAACCAGUGAGUGGAGAUAUGGAGGAACUACAGGAGAUUGUCAUUCGUCUUAGGGCAGUCACCUUUGGUUGUGAGACGGAAGAACUUAGUUUGAAGAGAAAUGGUCUCGGACAACUUGGGUUUCAUAUACAAGCUGAGGGCAUUGUCACGGAUGUAGAAAAUUAUGGGUUUGCCUAUGGGGCUGGUUUACGGAAAGGAAGCCGAUUGGUGGAGAUAUGCAAGGUUGCCACGGUUACGCUGACACAUGAUGAGAUGGUAGAUCUGCUGCGCACAUCCGCUACAGUUAAAGUUGUUGUGAUACCUCCAUUAAAGGACGGGGGCCCGAGGGGUGUGGUAAACUUACAUGCUAACCAUCACUAUUCCUCAUUCCCCGCCUUGAAUGCUGUCAUACAAGCUGAAUAUUCCCAUCACCAGAGGCAGGCACGAUCCUCAAGCAGCUCUAGUGAACCCAUGCUCUCACCUAUGACACCAUUGACUCCAGUAUCACCGCUAGAAUUGCCGCCUAGAGAAGUGUUCCAGCUGAAUGCUGCCCUUCCUAGUGCAAAGAAGGAAGUUCAUUAUCAGAGAGAAUACAAAGAGACAAAAACAUCCCACCACCGCCACCACAGGGAGCCACCGGAAUUAACGCAACAAGUUUCUAGAGACUCUCAGGAUUCUAGUCAUUACAACAGUUCAAGGGAGACCACUCCUAGAGAUGUUGAGGAAAGAUGGGAACUAAGGGAGAUAAUUAGGAAGAACAAGGACAAUGGGGAGUUGAGGGAAAGUUAUGAGAAAGAGGAACUUGAGUACAUUGUACAUGAGAGAGAAUCAUCGGUGUCAUCAUCACACAGUCAGACUAGUCAACGCAGCUCUAAUACACUGCCUCAUCAGAAAAAAUCAUCAUCAGCAUCAUCAGAUCAUAGAGGGGAGAUGAAAUCACCACCUAGUAGAACGUUUUACCUCACCGACUCUCCCUGGUCAUCAUCGAGUCUGCCUCGAGGCUCGACCAACAUGACCCAGUCCAGUAGUUACCAUGGUUACCAAGAUUCUACAGUAUCGUCUGGGCGAGGUUCCCUGUUCGAAGGUCGGGAAACCGUAGAUCAGUAUGGUUCAAAUGCUAGAGGUCUGGAUGACAGUAGUUACGGUACAUUGGAGGACCGACAUAAACGAAGUGGCUCUCGGGAUAGCCUGGAUCAAACGUCUCUUGGUGGAUCGAAAGAUUGGAGUGACAGUAACCAGCCUCGUAGACCACCUCCACCAAAAGAUAGUGCCCAUUGGACUGAGAGCAGCACCGGACUUUCCCAGACAACAUACCUCACUAGUAGCACCGAGAACCUCUACAGCAGCUCGAACCCUUUACCUACAGCUUCAUCUUCAUCAGCGGUUCUAACACGUAAACCACAGCCACCACCCAUAGAUUACUCCUCCGUCCAGCAUGGCAACUAUGCCCAGGAACUUCUUAAACAGUCACAGAACACUAAAUAUCUGUUGAGUCACGGGCACGAUUCUAGUCGCAAAGAGGGUCUGACCUCAGCAAACUCAAGUUCAGUGAAUCUAAGUGAUACUUCAUUUUCAAGUGGCGGGUCAGGACAAACUGCCUCCAAUAUGCCGCAGCCAGGGUCUUCAGGAGACUUGUAUAAUAGAGAUAGAAGUAGAGAGGAUUUAUCUGGCCGACGAAGAGCAAAUACCACCUCGUCUAAGACACACAUGUCUGGUGUUGGAAGAAGGGCAGAAUUGUGUAUAUCACCAUUGAGUAGCGAUCAAAGUAGUCCAAGGUCCUCUAACAAGGCUUUUGUAAAAACAAGACUGAGUAAAGCAAAGGGAACAAACAAUUUACAAGAUGACUUGAUGAGAUUAAUAGAUCCAGACAUUGCUGAAAGUGAUCUUGCUGGAAUACUGACAAGUAGAUCAUCAAGUAGAAGACUGUCAGGCCGCCUAGUUAGAACCAUGUCUGAUGAGAGCCUUCACAGUGGCAAGGGAAAUCUUUUUGACCAGGAUAUCCGAGAGUCAUUGUUUCCAGAGCGACGACAGGAUUUACAAGGAAGCAGGGAACAACUUAGACAACACAGGUUAUCUCCCCGUGCUUUGGGAGAUGGACCAUCUCGCGUUCCAGUGCCAGACUCUGCAGCUUCCCUGGAUUGGAGUAGUCUUGUUGACGUGGCAACAAAAGCUAUAGAAGGAUCAGAGGACCCUAAAGAUCGAAUCUCUUCUCCGGUUAACUCCACAACAUCCUCAUCAAGUUCAGCCAAUAAGUCAAGAGAUAUAAAAAUAGACUCAUUAUACAGACAGAAAAAUCAUGACCGCCCACCGGAUCCACCAACUGCAAGCAAUCCUCCGGUGUGGCGCUCUGUUGUAGCAAAUCCGCAGCAACGUAUUCAAGAAUUGGAGGCUAAAAUCACACAGCUUGAGGAGGAGCUUGCCCAGGAGAGACAAGAAAGU
Ruditapes philippinarum (Manila clam) is the source of this 6303-nucleotide messenger RNA. RefSeq names its product signal-induced proliferation-associated 1-like protein 2. NCBI's taxonomy places the organism in Eukaryota, Metazoa, Mollusca, Bivalvia, Venerida, Veneridae. The annotation marks the transcript as partial. The transcript is spliced from 22 exons. The record is from RefSeq and is a predicted model, not a curated record. Gene Ontology annotation, molecular function: protein binding; GTPase activator activity. Gene Ontology annotation, biological process: activation of GTPase activity; regulation of small GTPase mediated signal transduction. Gene Ontology annotation, cellular component: cytoplasm.